CCUGAAAUCCAGCGCGCUAUUUUGGUGUCCUUAACGCAAUCGCAAAAAGCUCGGCGAGGGCGCACCGCAGCGGCGCCGUGACAUUCCGAUCAUGUCGGGCUGCAUGGAUGAGAUCCGAGACAGACUCCGACAAAAGAAGUUCACGCAGGAGGAAACGGACAUCCUGGUGCGGGAGGUGCAGAAUCGGCACGACAAAAUCUACGGUACCCGGAACAGGCCUCCGCGCUCCGAGGACGUGAAAAAAGCCUGGGAUGAAGUGGCUAAGACCGUCAACGCCACCUCCUCCACCGGCAUCCGGAGAACCGCCAUGCAGUGCCGCAAGCGCUUCAACGAUGUGCGACGGAGAACCAAGCAGAAGAUCACCGCGUCCCGGCGCGCCAUGAACGGAGCUGGAGGAGGAGGAAGAGGAGGAGGAGGAGGAGGAAGUGGAGGAGGAGGAGCGAGCACCAGCGAGACACUGAGCCCGGCCGAGGACACGACUUUCCCCGAGGAGAGCGCACACGGGUUCGGGGGGCUCGAGUUCGGCCUGACAGCUCCGCAGGGGGAUGCGGCUGUGCUGGCCCCUAAAUCGGAGCCGGUGUGGGGUGAGAUGGAGCGGGCGGAGGCGGAGGCGGAGAUAGAGGUGGAGGUGGAGGACUCUGUACAGCCCACAGGGCGGCGGCGACACGGCCAGCAGCGGCCCGGGGAUCUGGCGUUCCUGGACGUGCAGCAGGGAGGCUUCGACAUGCUGCAGCGGGAACUCGGGGCCCUGCGGCGCACCAUGAACACUCGGCUGCGCAGGAUGGAGAGCAGGGUUUACCCGCUGCUGGCGUCUGUGGAGGACAGUCUGCGCAGACUCGCUAACGCCGCUGAGCGCUCGGCUCCUCCCCUGAGCAACACGGGCUCUGCGUCUGCGUCUGCGCAGCCCACAAACCCGCGCCGCUGCUUGCGCGUGCGCACGAGAGGGAGGAGAGGAGGGUCCAUUAAUAUUUGGUUGUGAUGUUUUGUUUUUUUUUCUUCUAAUUAUUAAACCCUUUUAAAAUCCUACUA
This is a messenger RNA of Ictalurus punctatus (channel catfish), 1029 nucleotides long. RefSeq names its product myb-related transcription factor, partner of profilin. NCBI's taxonomy places the organism in Eukaryota, Metazoa, Chordata, Actinopteri, Siluriformes, Ictaluridae. The transcript is spliced from 2 exons. Gene Ontology annotation, molecular function: RNA polymerase II cis-regulatory region sequence-specific DNA binding; DNA-binding transcription factor activity, RNA polymerase II-specific. The record is from RefSeq and is a predicted model, not a curated record. Gene Ontology annotation, cellular component: nucleus. Gene Ontology annotation, biological process: regulation of transcription by RNA polymerase II. The coding region runs from base 92 to 979 and encodes 295 amino acids.